Molecule: messenger RNA, 1724 nt
Organism: Planococcus citri (citrus mealybug)
Lineage: Eukaryota; Metazoa; Arthropoda; Insecta; Hemiptera; Pseudococcidae
Product: annexin A2-like
Exons: 7
Coding region: 747-1367 (206 amino acids)
Cellular component (GO): cytoplasm
Molecular function (GO): calcium ion binding; calcium-dependent phospholipid binding
Source: RefSeq, a predicted model, not a curated record
AUCGCAAUACUCUCCGAAACUUCACCAUGAAGCAGACUUUCAACAUGAUCAUGCUCACAUCGACUAUACUUCUCUUACAAUUGAGGAGCUCAUUGCAAAAGUAGCCCUUGUCACAUGAACCUAUGCAAUCUCCAAAGCUCUCCCUUGAGCGUACCCAGUAUCAUGAAUGUAAACUCUAUAAAACAAUUCCUCUCAGGGCUACUCAGGGUAGACCAACUUGACGGUCAUUUCAUCAUUACAACAUGAUCUCCGCAGUUGGCAAUAGGUGCAAUCGAAUGAAAAGGGUCUAAAAGUUCAUGUGACAAGGGCUACUUUUGCAAUGAGCUCCUCAAUUGCUCAUUAUUCAGAGUGAAAAGAUCGACGAACCAACACUAAAACCAGUCGAUCCAUUUUCAGCCAGCGGAGAUGCGGGAAUCUUGAAAAAAGAACUGAAGCAAGAUUUCAUCACAGAUCGAGAUAAAGUAGCCAAGCUUUGGUUCCGAAGAUCAUCCGAACAACGCAUACAAAUAAAAGAUUUCUACGAUAGUAAUUUUUGCCCGAUAAGUUGGUGCGGAUAUUAUUACACUUAUCGAUGCCCUUUGUUUUGGGGUCUCGAAGAUAUUUCUGAUGACAGCUUGUGUGAUCUCUACGACGAUUCGCUACUGGCACCUAGACAAUUAUUGGGCAAAACUGUCUACCAAGCGAUCAUAGGUAAAUGGAAGGAAGUAGGUGCCAUAGAAGAGAUUGUAUGCGGUAAUGAUGCAGACAUGAAAAAUGAAAUAAACAAGUUUUACGGUGAAGCAUAUAAAGACACGGUUGAAAAUCAUCUGGGAACAUUCCGAAAUGAUGAUCAUGAUUACCAAAAAGUUAUGAAAGAUUACUGUUGGAAAGGACUAUGCCAAGAUAAAAAAAUCAAACCAGAAGAUGCGGACAAGGAGGCACAAGCUCUGAAAGCCAUUGACCCUGAAAAAGAUAAAGACGGAUUCAAAAAGAAACUCACCGAAUUACUUGACAAGAACUGCGAACCAGAUCUGAAAAUGAUUUUUGAAAAAUAUCGUACAAACAAAGACUGCGGUAUCGGAGAAGCUGUUGACAAAGCCUUCGAGGUUAAAAGAGUAAAGAGAGCCUACAAUCGUUUAGUUAGAUACAUCGAAGAUACCUGUAGAUUUUACGCAGACGAGCUACAUGAAGCUGUAGAUGGAUGUGGAACUGAUACUGAUAGGAUAAAUCGUAUUGUUUUGACCAGAUGUGAAAGAGAUUUGGGAUGCAUUUUGAAAAAAUAUAAAGAAUUUCAUGACAAACGCUUUACCAAACGUUUAAUAGAGGAUACUGCCGCAGAAGGUCGUUACCGUUUAAGUAUCAGAUUACUAUGCGGAGAAAAUGAUUAAGCUAACAUUGCCACACCUAAACCCAAAAUAACAACUGUUAAUUUGACAGAAAAAAAUAUAUAUUUAGCUUGUAAUGAAUUUAAAAUUUGUCUUCUUUGUAGCAUGUAAACGGAUUAAAAUGCUCAUAAAAGUUGAAACAUUUUUUUAAAACUCAUAUUCAUCCAAAGCAACCUCUACAACUCAUCAACUCCAGUUGAGCUAAAAUUUGGAUCAACGAAAGAGCACAUAACGAAGAUCUCAGAACCAAAUUUUCAGCCAGAGAAGUUGAUUUCUCAAUUUUUGGUGAAUUUUUGAAAACUUAUAACUUGAUAUACCUAGACUAUUUCUUGUAAAAUAAAAUAUCAAAUUUUGAUGAAA